Giardia duodenalis is the source of this 789-nucleotide messenger RNA. RefSeq names its product E2F/DP family winged-helix DNA-binding domain-containing protein. NCBI's taxonomy places the organism in Eukaryota, Fornicata, Diplomonadida, Hexamitidae. Gene Ontology annotation, cellular component: transcription regulator complex. The transcript has a single exon. Gene Ontology annotation, biological process: regulation of DNA-templated transcription. The coding region runs from base 1 to 789 and encodes 262 amino acids. The record is from RefSeq and is a predicted model, not a curated record.
AUGACCACCAAGUCUCCCGGCCCAUCUGCAGGCCGCGACUCCCCGGCUUAUAUUCAAGAUGUAUCUGAGCACACCGUUGGCGGUGAUGACCUGUAUGCGUUUUCGGCAGUCUGUGAAUCUCACUUCCCAGCUAAUUUACUUGGCUGUACAAACGAAUUCAGACCUCCCUCCUUCUCUCAUUCGGUGCAGUUCCCGAUGCACUGGCAUGAGGAAAUGAUAACAGACAUAUAUCCACAUCCGGGACCCGCGACGCCAGCCUAUCUGGACACCAAUCUCCAGCAAAAGGCAUCUGAUAUGGCUAGUAUGAUUGGUUCAAAACGUGCACUAACUACAACAAACACAAACAGGGAGGGCGCUACUCACCAAGUCUUUGAGGGAAUAUCAUCGUUGGAGCCACUUGCAAAAAGAGCAUACCCAUGUAUAUCGAGCACACGUCCCCAACGCCAGGGAGCGCAUGAGGGGCUCGAUGCUAUGACCAGAAAGGUUGUUGAGGCGCUCCAGCGGUGCGGAAAAGCAACCUUUUAUGAACUGCAUAAGCUGACUGGAGUAGAGACAAGACGUUUAUAUGACAUUACGAACCUUUUGGCCAGCACGCCGUUCGUCUUCAAGGCUGGGCGCAAACGAGAACGAGCCCCGUUCGUCUUUGGAGAUGGCACUGCGACGGACGAGCCCGUAUCAAUAGAACACAUUCUUCUCGACAUAGAGCUAGAGCAGAUGAAGAUUCUCACCCUCUUAGACACCUUCAAUAGACGUGCGAAAGAGGGCGGACAGUUUAUGUUCACCUGUUGA